Messenger RNA from Penicillium chermesinum, 1020 nucleotides. Its product is annotated as putative Ras family GTPase (Rab4b). NCBI's taxonomy places the organism in Eukaryota, Fungi, Ascomycota, Eurotiomycetes, Eurotiales, Aspergillaceae. Gene Ontology annotation, biological process: regulation of endocytosis. The coding region runs from base 1 to 1020 and encodes 339 amino acids. The record is from RefSeq and is a predicted model, not a curated record. Gene Ontology annotation, cellular component: endosome. Gene Ontology annotation, molecular function: GTPase activity; GTP binding. The transcript has 4 exons.
AUGGUGCGCCCCCGGGGCCUCUCCAAUAUCUCGACUGCAUCCUCAGUUCCUGAGCAGGAGCAGGAACUGGGGAGCAUGUAUGAUUACCUCGCAAAGGUAAUCCUCGUGGGGCCCAGCGGGGCAGGAAAAUCCUGCGUGCUCCAUCGGUUUGUGAAGAAUGAAUGGCGAGUUUUAUCAUCACAGACCAUUGGAGUGGAGUUCUCUUCUCGCAUUGUCAAGCUGGGUACGGGCUCGAGAUGCAAACGCAUCAAGCUGCAACUCUGGGACACCGCUGGCACUGAACGAUUUCGAUCUGUAUCCCGCUCCUACUACCGCGGCGCUGCAGGCGCCAUCUUGAUCUACGAUGUCUCCUCAUACGCCUCGUUUGCCUCUCUCCCCACCUUCCUCAUGGACGCACGAGCGCUAGCGUCGCCGAACCUGACAGUCUUACUCGUUGGAAAUAAAGCCGACUUGGCGGAUACGACAGCCUCGGAUGCCUUGGAAGAUUCCGCGCGACCCCCUCCAACUCCUUCAAGCACCUCAAGUAAACAGUCGUCCAACCCUUGGGACGCCAACGCCUCGAUUCGUUCCAAUUACCUGGGUACCGGUACUCGCAUGACCGCCACACUUGCUGAAGGCCGAGAAGUAACUCUCGCGGAUACGACGCGCUGGGCGGCACAGUCGAACAUCCCUGUUGCAGUUGAAGUAUCUGCUCUGACUGGUGAUGGCAUAGAAGAAGUCUUUCACCGGCUGGCGCGAAUCAUUCUCACUAAGAUAGAGCUCGGCGAAAUUGACCCGGACGACCCUCAGAGCGGUAUACAAUACGGAGAUGGUGGUCUCUACGGCCAUGGCACUAGUGAUGUGUCUAGUAUCCGAAGCCGGACAACGCUAGAAGACGGAGCAGUACCUCUUCGACGAACUUCACGACGGGGCGGCAAAGGUUCGAGUAAUCCGCAAGGCUGGAAGGGUGGCUUGAGAGAAUGGGAAGACGUCUUUCGUUUGGGAGGAUCUCAGUCACACGGGAACGGCGGCUGCUGUUAG